Molecule: messenger RNA, 1866 nt
Organism: Suillus fuscotomentosus
Lineage: Eukaryota; Fungi; Basidiomycota; Agaricomycetes; Boletales; Suillaceae
Exons: 9
Coding region: 1-1866 (621 amino acids)
Source: RefSeq, a predicted model, not a curated record
AUGCCUCCAGUGCACACACGCCUUAGGCUAUUGCAUACCGCUAUCAUCAGUAUUCAGGUUAUUAUCCUCGCAUUUGGAUAUGGAUUUCUGGGCGCAGUUCUCUAUUAUGGUUACCUUCCUCCACCUGAUCGGGUCAGCAACUUAUGGAAGCAUUACCCUCAAGAGUUGACCAUGGUAGUCACAUUAAUAGCAACUGUCCUUUCGGUGACUACUGCUAUGGUUUUCACGGUUUCAGUCAAGGAUGCAUUGAGACAUCGGAUAUCAUCGCGGCCCAUCUCUCUCGUUCAGCUAAGCGCCGGUGUCGCUUUGGCGAAGGGCUCCAUCAUAUUGAGACCUGAGCACUUACAACUGACCACCAUGACGCUGUUCGCCUUUGGUAUCCUGAGACUUUUGACAGCUGGGUGGACGACUCUCCUGACACCGACCUACUUCCUAUGGCCAAUUGAGAUGCGAGGAUCCGAACUUGAUAUUACUGGAACCGCGUUUUCCACCUUGCUCUUCCAAGAAUUUCAAAAGCAGGGUCUCACUACCAUCCAAGACAAUUCUUUCGAGAUUCUCAACAUCGGCGGAAUGCUAAGCGGAGUCUCUGCUGCAGGAUAUACCUUCGGUCUUCCUGGCACAUUUAAUUUCAAUGGUGCAAAAUAUAAUGUGUCCACUCAGGGGAUUGUGCCCGUCAUUGAGGAUUUUUCCGGUUCGGACGGAGUUCCGAGUGCCAACGGCACUCGUCUCGGCUUUUCAGGUGGAAACGUCACAGUCAACACAGAACAGAUACCGGGAAAACACACCAGCGUGUCUAUUCCUCUAGGUUUCAGCAGGAACUAUUCAAUGUUGCAGCAGGGGUUAACAGCUGAUGUCAGCUGCCAGCCAAUUGGGAGUCAAACGCAGUACGUUUGGAACACGGGUAACUCCUCCGUUAUCUAUGCCAACCCAGCUGCUCUGAACAACUCCAUCACUGGUCUUCGCUUGUGGAAUAUAACUGCAAACUGCGGUACCAAUACACCCACGACGCAGGAAUAUGUGACCAUGGUGGAUGCAAGUGGAAAUCCGAGCGUGUCAGGGACUGGCUUUCUUCCUUCCGUUGUGUGCCCGGGGCCUACGGAUCUGACUCAAACUUAUACAAGCUUUACGAUUCUUUCACAAGGAUUUUACAAGUAUGGAUUCCUCAAUCCAAGCGUGUGCGAGGUGACUCCACUGUUGACUACAGUCCGCGCCAAAUAUUCCAAUGACCUCAUUUCUUCCGAGGUCAUUUCAUCGAUCCCUUUCCGACCAGAGAAUGAACAACUACUAACUUUUGUCGUGGGAGUUGCCAUGUUUCAGUCGAUCAACUCGCAGGGGCUUGCGAGCAGCGCAAUCGGAGACACUCUGUACUCCAUCUAUUCCUCGACAACUAACACAUCUAUCGACGACAAUCUUGGAAAUCAAACGCAGGUUUACAAAGAACUGGAGGAGUAUUGGCGUGGCGUUGUUGAAUUUUCUGCCACGUUCCUUCGCUCCGGGUUUAUGGUUGUUGGUAGCUUCCCCGAUAACACCAUCCCGGAGGACCUCUCCUCCCCAGUCAAUGGAACAAUGUAUAUAUCGACGAUAGGUUGGACUCAGCAGUCGGCGACAUAUCUUCUCGCCAUCAUUCCCAUCACCAUCAUCACCAUCCUCACAGUCGCCUGCGCUUUGUAUAGUAUUUUGCAGCCUGAGAAAAAGGACACGGGCAAGAGGCCUUUCGAUGCGUCGAACCCUCUUCAUCUCAUUAUGGCAUCUGCUGCCGGGGGUAUGGAACUCCAAUAUUUCGACGACAAUGGGAUUACCACCAACGAGGGCAUGAUGGUGAAGCUACAGGACAACGAUGCGCAGAAAAUGUUUGUGAAAGCGUAG